ACCUUAGCCCAGGACGCCAGGAGGGAUCCCGUAGAAUUGAGCUGGGCUUCGGCCUUCCUGCCGCUUCCGAGAGACGUUUCCAGAAGCCAUUUCCGAAUGUCCGCCUCCGGCGACCCCAUGGAUGCCCUCCCGGCGGCGGUCCUCGCGGACGUCCUGGGCCGCGUCGCGGACGCCGCGGACAUCGCAGCUUGCCGCCUCGCCUCGCGAGCGCUCCUGGCCGCGUCCUACCUCUGCCCCCGCGCCCGCCUCUGCGCCGCCGACUACGCGCGUCGCCGCCGCCCGCGGCGAUGGCCAGGCCGGGGCCUCCGCUUUCCGCGCGACCGCUGGGGGACUCGCGUCGCUCCUCGGGGCGCACCCCCGCUCCCUGUCGCUCGACGCGGCCGACGGGCAGGGUUUCCCCGAUGAGGCGAUGUGGGUGGAGGAUGGGGAAUUCGACGAGGCCGACGACCUGCACCUCACCAGCGGGGAGGCCGUGGCGGCGUGGGCGGCCACCGCCGCGGGACCCGUCCUCCGGGAGGUGGAGAUCGCCGAUUACUGGCCGCAGGCGUGCUGGAGGAAGGCGGAGGCGCUCCCUCUCAUCUCCCACUACUGUCUCAAUCUCAGCAGGCUGGGCAUAAAAAAUGCAUGGCUUUCUGUUGAUGGGCUCAAGAAAAUGCCAAAUCUGACUCAUCUGACACUUGAGUUCAUUAGACUAGAUGACGAAGACCUCAACCAACUGAAUGAAUGCUUCCCUUGCCUUCACACUCUUAAUCUUAUAGGAGUCGGAGGGCUCAAGGACCCUAAGAUUCACCUUCUUCAACUGAAGACUUGCUACUGGGAGGUAUCAAAUGUCCCACGGUCUUUGGUUGUCCUUGCGCCAAACUUGGUUUCUCUAGAAUUGAAAUGUGUUCGACCAGAUAAGCUCAUUUUGGAUACUCCAUCCUUGUCUACUCUGAAGCUCGCCAUUCAGAAACUUGGUGCAACUGUCCAAGUUGAUGGUCUUGUGAGCUUGACAGAUCUUCGCAUUGAGUCACUGGAUCUUAGUUACCUGUUUCCAGUAUUUGUAGGCAGUCGAGCUAUCAGGACGUUGGAGCUUGAGCUACCUGAGUCUGCAAGCCAGUGUGAUCUUCUUGAAGCCGGUACCCCAGAUUAUCUUCUGAAAAUGCUUGCUAGCGUCAGUGAGGUCAAGCUAGGACCAAGAUUUUCAUGUGGACUGACACUAUGUCUCGCCCUAUGCAAAGAUAGUGGGUUUCAAAGUUGCGUGAAGAAACUCCUAAUUCAUAUGCCACAAUCAGAGAGUUCGUUUCAGCUGUUAACCCUGCUACCAUUGUUUCAGAUCUGUGCACCUCUGUGCGAGGUGACUGUCCUUUUCCACACUGAAUCAGCUGAUGCUAUCCGUCAAGGUGCAAUGUCAAUUGGUAUGCAAAGUUUUGCAGGGAUCAUAUGGCAGUGGGGAACUUGGAAGUAAUCAUGUAUGUAUACUUGUAGACUAUUUUGAAUCACAUAGCCACAGUAUCUGUGUGAUUUAAACCUUUUGUUAUCAUAGCAGCCCCUUUUACAGAACUGGGAGCUGGUUUGUUUGCUGGCAUGUAUUGUGCUCUAACAUCGUGCAAGACUUAUUAACAAAUCAAGUAUGGUUGUAUCUCA
Messenger RNA from Panicum virgatum (switchgrass), 1626 nucleotides. RefSeq names its product F-box/LRR-repeat protein At4g29420-like. The transcript has 2 exons. NCBI's taxonomy places the organism in Eukaryota, Viridiplantae, Streptophyta, Magnoliopsida, Poales, Poaceae. The coding region runs from base 122 to 1447 and encodes 441 amino acids. The record is from RefSeq and is a predicted model, not a curated record.